AUGACCAAUAAAACUAGAAGAUCUCUAAUAAAUGAUGGAUCAUCUACUGUUGCAAAAAAAUUAUUUUAUGCUUCAUAUGUUUAUGUUAGAUUUAGUAUUUGGUACCGAUGGCACGCUCCUCGAGUUAAUUUGCGCCGGUGUCCCCUUGACGAGCGAACGGUGCAAAUUGGUGAGUUGAAUUUAAGCCUUUCUAAGCAGCAGGGAUGCCCAGAGCAAGCAUUGUGGAACGCUCUUCAGGCGCCAAACGUGAAUCGAAAUGAUUUAAUGAAGCGAGACAAAGCUGGACCGAGUGAACUGACAUAUCAAUCUCUACUCCAAGCUUGCAGGCAAGUGCCUCAAUUUUUUAACAGGCUACUGCCAUCGGUGCCGGAUGUACAUCAAACUUCCGUUGAGUUGCUCAAUUUCGCUCGCAAAGGUAUUUUUGUAUAUAAGUAUACGCCGAAAUCUGAAGACAAUUAUAAUUUAAGUUCAUUAUGGAUUUUUAAUCGACGAGGAAAGCCAAAGACCGAAGCACAAAUAUCGUCACCGCCACCAAUGUCAAUAGUGGGAAUGACGGCCUCGAGUGCAAACAAUGCAGAAAUGAGAAUGAAGCGAUGGAAGAAUCUUUACUAG
Molecule: messenger RNA, 612 nt
Organism: Thelazia callipaeda (thelaziosis nematode)
Lineage: Eukaryota; Metazoa; Nematoda; Chromadorea; Rhabditida; Thelaziidae
Source: the annotation of a GenBank genome assembly